Molecule: messenger RNA, 1893 nt
Organism: Penaeus chinensis
Lineage: Eukaryota; Metazoa; Arthropoda; Malacostraca; Decapoda; Penaeidae
Gene: Thor
Product: eukaryotic translation initiation factor 4E-binding protein 1-like
Exons: 3
Coding region: 177-527 (116 amino acids)
Biological process (GO): negative regulation of translational initiation
Cellular component (GO): cytoplasm
Molecular function (GO): eukaryotic initiation factor 4E binding
Source: RefSeq, a predicted model, not a curated record
GUUCCAACACUGUGCGCGGAGCCACUCACGCUGUGGUGCUGUGGCGGAAAGGGAGCGGACGCAGCUGAGCUUUGUCGCACGAUUUUAUUCCCUGUUCGAACCCUGUCCGACGUCGUGUCACCCACGGCUGCACUCCGCGAAUAUUAGCCGUCGAUCUCCCGAAACUCUUGACGAAAAUGUCCGCUUCGCCCGUCGCUCGCCAGGCCGUGGCCCAGGCCCAGCCACAAAGCAUUCCUCGCCGAAUUCAGAUCAACUCGCCGGCCGAGAUGCCUCAUGACUACAGCACCACGCCGGGGGGGACCAUGUUCUCCACAACCCCAGGCGGCACAAGGAUCAUAUAUGAGAGGACCUUCCUGUUACAAAUGAGAAAUUCUCCUCUUGCCAAGAGCCCACCCAAGAACCUCCCCGUGAUCCCAGGGGUCACAUCCAAGGAUAAUGCUGUCGUCCACAGGGAAAAUGGAACCAUCCCUGAGGAACCUGAGAAAACUGAGGCUGUUGAGGGAGACCAGUUCGAAAUGGACCUCUAAGGUUAUUUUUGAGUUUCCGUCGCCAGUUCUCCGCCCAUCCCAGUAUUUGUAAAGAGGUCAAGUUUGGAAGUAAUGUUGAGGAGCUGCACAGGUCUUUGGGUUGGGAUUUUACUUCCCAUUUAGAUAUUGCAGUGCAUACUCUUUGGCCACAACCGUUACAUGUAAUCAUUAGAUAAUUUAUCAGGAAAAUAAAUGUAGCAAACAAAAUUGUGCUGUAAUUAGGUUGGUAAAGUGAGUCACAAUGUUAUGGUCAGCCAUAUGACCAGGGACUUGCAGCACAGAAUAAUCUAUGUCACAGGUCAAGUGCCUGAACAAACCAGGGCAGAAUAAUUGCUCAUUUAAGCUCAACUGCUCGCACAAUUCAGUGUUGGCUUCAUCGAAAUAUUUUGUGAUAAUUCUUUGAGCCUUCCAAUGGCGGCACCAUUUUCAAAGCUCGAAGACUCUUCUGCAGAAAGUCUGGCCAGCUAGAGAGACUGGGAGGGGAAGUAAUGCAGCUGACUGGAAGUUACCUUGUCAUUUUGAUUUUUCCUUUCUUAAUGUUUGUUUACAACUUCCAGAGCUGAUAUGUUUACAUUUUGUAAUCUCUUCUUGUAUGUCAUGUCAUCAGGGACUGGAUUGCAAGUGCAAUUAUGUUCAUAGUAUGUCUUAACUCUAAACUUGUGGUUUUGCAUUGUGCCAAGAAUUGUUGCCUUGUAUUCCAAAUGUGUGUUUCAUGCUUUGUUUCCUAAGAUGUUGUUGCUUCAGGUUACACUGGAAAUUUCUCCAUGCUAUCUACUUUGUUUUAAUCCUUAUGAAGGAUUGGUUAAAAGGUAAAGGACAGGCAAGCAUACAUGGUUAACCUGGCUCCUCUGUCAAAUUAUGCCAGUAGAAGCCAUGGUUACAAGGGAAGUAAAUGCUUUGCUAGAAGAUUUAGAUGCAUAUAAUUGUCUCUCAACAACUAUUAUUAUAUUUGUGAUAGAUUUUCUAGGGGAAUGAAAGUGUGAGAAAGGUUGGUGUGCUUUUUGAAAGCCAAAAAAUGAAAAUUACAAAAAAAGGUGAAAUUUUAUGCAACUUCUGUUAUGGAUCUUCCAAGUAUGUAUUAAAACUACAACUUAAGAUUUGAAUAUUAUAUUUGGAUUGAUACAUUUUUUAAUGUAACUAAUACUUUUUGUCAGUAUUCAAAUUGACUCUGUAUUAUCAACUUAAAUUACAAGGUGGUUUUGCAUUGAUACUAUAGUUCUCUAAUCUAGAACUGUACUUUGUAAGUUCUCGUCAUAUGAUAAGACUUUACAUUUACUGUUUUAUUGUCAGAGAUCAUUGAAUAUCUCAACCUAUGUAUUAAAAAAGAAAAAGUUUAUAUAAAAAAUAUUAAAAUUAUUUAAAGUCA